This is a messenger RNA of Dermacentor andersoni, 3446 nucleotides long. RefSeq lists its product as uncharacterized. Gene Ontology annotation, molecular function: triacylglycerol lipase activity. Gene Ontology annotation, biological process: lipid homeostasis; triglyceride catabolic process. The record is from RefSeq and is a predicted model, not a curated record. Lineage: Eukaryota; Metazoa; Arthropoda; Arachnida; Ixodida; Ixodidae. Gene Ontology annotation, cellular component: lipid droplet; cytoplasm; membrane.
GGCGUUUCGCGACCGCCAAACUGCUGUUGCAGCUGCUGCUGCUCUGAAAAAGAAAGAAGCUGCGCUACCACUCGCUACGGCUUUUACGUGGGUAAGGACGAUUUUAACGCGCCGUUAGUGCUCAGUGGGCAGCACAGAAAGCCGACGACGAGCGACACCCGCACGGUGUUGUGCGAGGAGGCGCCCCCUCAAGCCCGCGCGCGUAUUACGUCUGUGGGAAACACCCAAACAAAUGUGACGCCUCCGCGGAUGAGGAGGAGAGGCGCAUCUGCGGCGGGCUCUCGUGACUUGGGCGAUGUCGGCGGCAGAGCUGUCGAACGAUCGCUGUCGGCUGGAUGCGUAACUACGCUGCUUCCUCCUGCGCAUCAAAUCGAAUCUGCAAAGGCGUUCCUCGACUACGAUCUCGCAGACAUUUGCGAAGGAGAGCGGUUGCAGUGUAACCAAAAUCGACGUUUUCUUUAAGCAGUAGAGCACCGCUUGAGUUGUGUUGUGCGCGGAGACUGCGGAAGCGAAGACAGAGGAGCGUAUCUUGCGGGUUUUCAUUGUUCGCGCGGACGUCGUGAGUGCGACGUUGGGCUGCACUUGAAUCGAGCGCCAUGAAUUUGUCAUUUUCCGGUUGCGGUUUCCUGGGCAUCUACCACAUUGGAGUGGCCAGCGCGUUUCGGGAGUACGCACCGCAGAUAUGCCUCAACAAGAUCGCCGGAGCAUCGGCUGGAUCUCUUGCCGCUGCAGCCCUCGCAUGCGAAGUUCCGUUGGGCGAGACGACGACGUACGUGCUGCGCGUGGCCGUGCGCGCCCGCCAGCGCGCCCUGGGUCCGCUGCACCCGGGCUUCGACAUCAACAGCAUCAUCCACGACGGCCUGUGCAAGCUGCUGCCGGAGAACGCGCACAAGCUGAGCAGCGGGCGCCUGCACGUCUCCCUCACGCGGGUGUCGGACGGCAAGAACGUGCUGCUCUCGCACUUCGAGUCCCGCGAACACCUCGUCGAGGCGCUGAAAUGCAGCUGCUUCAUCCCCUUCUACUCCGGUCUGAGGCCUCCGAAAAUUAACGGAGUGGCGUACAUGGACGGCGGCUUCAGUGACAACCAGCCGUCGCUGGACGAGAACACGGUGACCGUGUCGCCGUUCGCUGGCGACAGCGACAUCUGCCCCAUCGACGACUCCUACAACCUGACGCAGAUCAACUUCAGCGGCACCAGCAUCUCGAUAUGCCCGGGAAACUUGUACAGGGCGGCCCGCAUCUUCUUUCCCCCCGACCCCGAGAUACUGAGCCGAAUGUGUCAGCAGGGCUUCGACGACGCCGUUCGUUUCCUCCAGAAGCACGCCAGCGCUCGGACGCUAACAUCAGACAUGAUCUCCUGCACCAGCUGCUUGGCAGUGCAGUCGAGCUUCGUGGUGGCGCCCCCCGAGGCAAGCCCCGAGCUGAGCACCGACUCGGACGCCGAGCAAGCCUGCGACAACUGUCACAACUGCAGGCAGCGUCAGGAGCUGGCGCUCUCUGAUAGCCUUCCCGAGGCCAUCGUCAGAGCCAUCCAGGAUGCAUCUGAUCAGCUAAACAAAGGUGUGAUCAACUGGCUCUUCAGACACCGUCCCAUGAAGCUUCUUUCCAUACUGACAAUUCCAUACGUGCUGCCCAUCGACAUCACCAUCGUCGUUAUUUGCAAGAUGUGGCAGCUGCUGCCCAAGAUGCGCCGCGAGAUCCGCCGCCGGCUCCAGCGUACCGUGGGCGCGGCGCGUGACUUCACCUCCAAGCUGCAGAGCAAGCACCCGCUGUACAGCGCGCGCUUCUCCUGCCAGCUCAACAUCACCGAGUUCAACUACACGCCGGACGAGCCGGAGCCUCGGCCCAAGACGCCCACGGGCCCGCUCCAGCGCCGGGUGCCGGCCCCGAUGCUGCGACACGACCUGCGCAGCCGCAGCCUCGAGGACCUGGUUCGCGGCAACCCCAGGCUGCAGCAGCAGCGCCAGCGGGCCUUCCAGCGCAAGUCGUCGUACGCCGGCCUCGCGCUUGCCCGGCGCGCCGGCAGCGAGGACACCACCGUGGUCAGCUCGCUCAACUUCGGCUUCACCAUGAACCUGUCGUCGUCGUCGGCCGGCGCGGACGUGGCCCCCGCCGGACCGCCGGGCGCCGCGGCCGGAGGACCCGUGGAGCGCUGCCGCCGGCAGAGCGUUGUCGAGGCGCUGCGAACGCUGAGCGAAGACCGCGAGGAAGAGGCGGACGCGGUGGACGCCAUCGCGCUCACCAACCAGGCGCUCAACUGGGAGAAGGAGUGCAUCGAGCGUUGCCAGCGCAAGGAAGACGCCGACAAGCUCGAGCACAUCUUGGACGUGACGCAGCAGAAGGAGGCGCUCAUGGCCUUCUACUACACGGACUCGGCCACUCACCGGGUCCGCGUCACCGAGAUCUUCAACGUCACCGACUCGGCGCCGCACUCGAGGGCUCCGUCUUCUGCCGCGUCGACGACCAACGGCGAGGGCGCGCAGAAGAGGCGACUAGAGGUGGACACGUCGUCCGGUCCCGCAAACUCGCGAAGAACUCCGCCGCUCCUGAGAAUGUCUCCAGUGGACGAAGGAACGCCGACCAGUCUUGGGGAGCCGCCGUGCUUUGACGACGGCUCGUCGUCGUCGUCGGUGACGUCUUCGCCGUCUACGACGGGGGCGGCGUGGAAUUCGUCGGCCGAGUACGCCGACGACUCGUCGUCGCCUUCCACGUCCGGACAAUCCGUCAGCUGCGAACGCAAGGUGCCCCGAAGGAAGAACUCCGUCGCGUUCGUCAACUGCGGAACCCGCUGAUGGAAACCUCGCCACCUACUACUACGUGGAGCGCGUUGAAUUCGUCGGUUGUGUGCGUGCCAACAAUGCGUCGUUCGCCUUCCGCCUCUCGACUGUCUUUCAACCGCGAAUGCUGGACUCGCAUUGAAAAAGAACAUUCCGCAGUUGUGAAACGCGGUGAUGGAACUAGCGGCACUUGAGCGUGAGAUGUGCUGAACUGUAAUCUAGCCAUGGCAUGGUGCCACAGAUAUGUGCCACAUUCUGAUUUAAGAUCUUAGCGUCUUGCUGUUUUUCUGUAGGACCAAAACGCUCGUAUCUGCAUUUUUAUUUAUAUAGUCGUGCAUGAAGAAAGUGCACGUUAAUUUUUGUUUUUUCUUCGUUCGUGCUACUGGUACGGUGGAGAACUUCUUGAACGCAUGGUGAUGUGCACCUGCGGGGCGCUUUACGUCGGACGUGCGUGCCAACGUAUGAUGCAAAAGACUUGUGCCAUUACUCCUCGGUGAUCAAAAGAGUGAUAAAGUUGCUCAACUUUCUGCAGCUGUUCGGUGAACAGUUCACUGUAAUGUUCCUUGGUUCCGAAGGAAACCUCAGGAUGGUUAUCCAAAUCAAAGAUCUCAUGUUAUUUAUUGCCAUGGUGUACAAUUAUGGUAAUGGAUAAAGCUUGGUACACACGGA